Macrobrachium nipponense is the source of this 1848-nucleotide messenger RNA. Its product is annotated as C-type lectin domain family 4 member C-like. Lineage: Eukaryota; Metazoa; Arthropoda; Malacostraca; Decapoda; Palaemonidae. The transcript has 4 exons. The record is from RefSeq and is a predicted model, not a curated record. Bases 67 to 621 code for a protein of 184 amino acids.
GAGUCGGUGUCACCCAAUCAUUAGGUGGGGGAGAUCUUACCAGGUAACCAGGACACCUACGGAGCCAUGAGCAUCAUGAAGUCCCUUCUCUUUGCUUUACCACUGCUGGUGCUCCUCCUGACGCCAGCUGUGGACAUGGCGACGGUGUCAUCCACAGCUUGCUGCCCCGACAACUUCACAACGCUGGAAGGACGGUGCAUUUUCAUCGCUACCGAUUACUUCUUUGCCCCGAGCAUGGUACCUGGUAAGAACUGGACCAGGGCACGUGAACUCUGCACUUCGAUGUUCGGAGAGGGUGACCUCUGGAAAGCCGACCUGCCCAUCAUUGACGUUCCAUUUCUGGCGGCGUUUUCUUCUCACAUUGUUCAAAACUUGCCAGGGAUGAAAGGAUAUAUUUACUGGGUCGGUUCAGAGAAGGUUAAUGGCCAGUGGAAGUGGAUUGACGGGACGCCCAUCAGCAACACGUCUUACCUGUGGCACAUCUCUCAUCCAGCAUCCGCCUUAUCUGACGGGGUCAACGGCAUGCUAGUUCCCUCGGGGGCAUUCAAUCGCUUCUACAUGUAUGAGUACGAGUCGCCCUCGUGGGGGCCGUCUUACCUCUGCGAGGCCAAGAGGAGGUAAACAGCAGAGAGGAGUCUAUCCUAAUUCAACUACAAGCUAUGAUAGAUUCCUCACUACUGUUUGUUUUAAACUAAUUCAGCUCCAUCUAUCUAUCAUAGAUUGUAGUUGAAUUAGUUUUAAACAAACAGUAGAGAAGAGUCUAUCAUAGUUUGGAGUUGCAUUAGUUUUAAACAAACAGUGGAGAGGAGUCUAUCAUAGAUUGUAGUUGAAUUAGUUUUAAACAAACAGUGGAGAAGUCUAUCAUAGAUUGUAGUUGAAUUAGUUUUAAACAAACAGUGGAGAAGUCUAUCAUAGAUUGUAGUUGAAUUAGUUUUAAACAAACAGUGGAGAGGAGUCUAUCAUAGAUUGUAGUUGAAUUAGUUUUAAACGAACAGUAGAGAAGAGUCUAUCAUAGUUUGGAGUUGCAUUAGUUUUAAACAAACAGUAGAGAAGAGUCUAUCAUAGUUUGGAGUUGCAUUAGUUUUAAACAAUCAGUGGAGAGGAGUCUAUCAUAGAUUGUAGUUGAAUUAGUUUUAAACAAACAGUGGAGAAGUCUAUCAUAGUUUGGAGUUUAAUUAGUUUUAAACAAACAGUGGAGAAGUCUAUCAUAGUUUGGAGUUGAAUUAGUUUUAAACAAACAGUAGAGAAGAGUCUAUCAUAGUUUGGAGUUGCAUUAGCUUUAAACAAACAGUGGAGAGGAGUCUAUCAUAGAUUGUAGUUGAAUUAGUUUUAAACAAACAGUGGAGAAGUCUAUCAUAGUUUGGAGUUGAAUUAGUUUUAAACAAACAGUAGAGAAGAGUCUAUCAUAGUUUGGAGUUGAAUUAGUUUAAAAUAAACAGUAGUGAGGAGUCUAUCAUAGUUUGGAGUUCAAUUAGUUUAUAGACAGAUUUUUUUUAUAUGGAUAACUGUUGGUGGUAUUUAAAUAAAAUAAAUAAAAUAAAUCAAAUAAAUCAAAUAUCCAUUGUUUUUUUUAUCACUCUGUAAGACAAAUUUUGAUUUGAUGAUUCUUUAUGGAGUGUUUUCUUUGUAAAACAAAUUAUUAACAAAUUGUUGCAAAUGCAUGAUUUUAUUUAAAACUGCUAAAAACUAAAAACAAUAUUCAGUAUACCAGAUUUUAUCAGUAGUCCAUUAAAAGACUACAUAUGCUGACGAACAUAAUGUGUAUUUGCAUAAAAGAGACAUACAGUAUUCUGAAAAACUAACCUGUAGAUAUUGUAUGAAUGAAAUAAAUUCUGUCCAAAUGCUGAA